This is a messenger RNA of Centruroides sculpturatus (bark scorpion), 3896 nucleotides long. RefSeq names its product conserved oligomeric Golgi complex subunit 1-like (gene Cog1). The transcript is spliced from 30 exons. The coding region runs from base 144 to 2963 and encodes 939 amino acids. NCBI's taxonomy places the organism in Eukaryota, Metazoa, Arthropoda, Arachnida, Scorpiones, Buthidae. The record is from RefSeq and is a predicted model, not a curated record. Gene Ontology annotation, cellular component: Golgi apparatus; COG complex. Gene Ontology annotation, biological process: intra-Golgi vesicle-mediated transport.
UUUUAUUUUGAUUGUGUUUUGAAAGCUUAUGCAGAGAAUUUAUAUUUCUGAGUUACGCGAUGAUUUUAUAGAAUAACUAAAUAUUUUCAUUAGUUAAUAUAGCAACAGUUUACAGUUAGAUACUGAAGAUCCAGAUAAUCAAAAUGAAGAUUGCUUCUAUGGGGGCUGAUACAUUAUUUCAAGAAUAUACUAUUAAAGAAAUACAAGAAAUACAAAAAAAAUUAAAAAAUGAAAUUGAAAAGAAAAAAGAAGAGUUGCGUCAGAUGGUUGGUGAAAGAUAUAGAGAUUUAAUGGAAACUGCUGAUACAAUUACCGAUAUGAAAUCAAUAGCUGAAAAUGUUACAAAACACAUUAGUAGUAUGCAGGAGCAUUGUAUGCAAUUUCAACAAUGUAAUAUUCAAUCUGGAAUAAAAAAAAUAGCUGCAGAAAAAACCAUAGAAAGAAAACAAAAAUUUGCAGUUACUUAUUCUAUUGCUGCUCAGACUAAAAUCCUCAUGGACAUUCCAACAAAGAUUUGGUCAUACAUGGAAGAUAAAAAUUACUUGAAUUGUGCUCUUCUUUAUUUAUUAGCAUGUCACACGCAUGCUUCUUUACUGUUAGAUCCUAGCCAUAAACUUGAUGAUUCUUCUUUAAAUUCUAAAUUUCCAAUAAUUAAUGAUCAAUGGAUGGCAAUUACUUCAUUUCAUAAUGUAAUUAUUCAAAAUUGCCAAAAUAGUAUGGAAACAGAAGAUGUCAUAGAUGGAAUGACAGAGCACUUCUGUUGUAUUAUGCUAAUGACUGAUGUAAUGACAAGCGACAUCUUCAAUAUGUUUCUUGAACGACGUCUAACAGCUAUUGAAAAAUUGUUCCAAAUUCAAGAUCAAGAAAUAACAACUAAGACACAAGCUUGUAAUUUAACUUCUCUUCUUACCAGUACACUUUAUCUGGCAAAUAAAAUAUUCUAUCCAUCUUACAUAAAUGAAUCUAAUUAUCAAGAAGGAAAAAUUAGUUUAUUAGUGAAAAAACUUCAUGCUAUUACAAACAAAAACAACUCUGGACCUCUGUCAUUGCUGGAUAUUGAAACAUGUUACAGUCUCAAAUAUUUACCUAUGUCAAUAACAGAAUUUAGACCAAGAUUGAAAACUACUCUAUCUGUUGCAACUGAAGAAGAGUUAAAAACUGUGUGUGAUGUAUGGAUUCAAAAAGCUAUUCAAGUUAUACAUUCUGGAUUGGAACAACAGUUACAAUAUAUUAGUACAAUUAAAGGACUUGCAACUAUUCAGGAAGCAGUAAUUGAACUGCUUGAAGAGAUAUCUGAAGAAUGGUCUGACACAUGUAAGCAUAUACUAAAUUCUUAUGUUGAUGUAUGGGAUACAUUUUUUAAACCUGUUUUUAUUAACAGAAUUAAGGCGAUUAUCUCUUCUCAUUUGAAAGAAGCUAUUAAUGUUUGCAUAAAUGAUAUUGAUAAAAUAUUAGAGGAUUUAAAAAGUACAAAGCCAGAACAAAUAGAAAUUCUUGAAAAUGAACUUAUCAGUUAUAUUUGGACCGAAUCACCGUUAGAUUUAAGCCCUGGGUUAGGAUGGUUGCCUCAUUCACAGAGACAGUUAUGGGAUGGUGGAAAUAUAGGAAUGAAAGCAAAAGGCUAUACACCAAAAGUUCAAAAAAUUUCUAAAGGAUUAGAUAAAAUGUUUGAAACAUUAGUAGAAGAUUUAUCCCAUUUUAGUUCUCAAAGUAGAAAGUAUGCUAAUAGCAAAAAACUAUUUACUCUAUCUAAAUCUAUAGCUAAAUUAGAUCUUGAAGACUCUCCAGAAGUUCAUUCACACUUGAUAACUGUAACAGCUAAUCAUAUUAAUUAUCUCUUAGCUCAUAUUAAGGAACUCAUUGACAAAAGAGAUUCAGAAGAUAAAAAUAUAAAACUUGGAUUGUUAUUUUUAGGUCAGUUUUGUUGUAGUUUAAUUGAUUUAUGCCAACAUAUUUGGUUAUGUUUAGCAUCAAAUAAUUCAUCUGUUGUUUCAUAUAAAACAAAAACUGGAAAUGAAAAGGAAGAAAAAUUAUGCUGGGAACGUGUAAAAGCUCUUAUAUCAGAUCAUAGUGAUAUAACUUACAAAACUUGGUGUAAAUAUGUUGUAAGAAAAGAAGUAAAUAAACUUAGAGAAAUAUUAAAUGAUUGUUCUCCAUCUUCAAUUCUUAAAUUUGUUGUGCAAUGGGAUAAAAUAGAAAUUAAAGAAGAAUCUGAAGAUGGAAAUGUUGUAAAAUCAACCAUUUCUAUUCCAGUACAAAUAUCUCCACAAUUACACUCUGUGCUAUACAAAUUAUGUUGCAGUAUUAAUAAAGCCGGUGGACAUGCUUUAAACAGAUCUGUAACUCAAGGUUUGGUCUCGGAAUUAUUUUGUUGUGUUUUACCAAUUUAUAAGAAGGCUGCUGAAAAAAAAUUAUCAGAUAAUCCUAAUCUUAUUCAAACAAGAGCAUUACAAAUGAUGUUUGAUAUCAAGUUUCUUGUUGGAUUGAUGGGACCGAAAGAAAAUUCCAAUCAUCCUAUCCAUAAAGACGUUGAUGAGAUAAUAACACAAUUGGAAAAUCAAAUAGAUCCUUUUGAUUUGAAUGUUUUUACUCCAUUACUUCAAACAAAUUUACGAAAAGUUGUUCAUCGAUCAAUGUUAUUAUUAGGUUUAUUAACUCCAAUUGAUAUAGUAGUGCCUAUGAGUGGUCCUCGAUCGUCCACCCAAUCAACCCAUUCGGAAUUACAUAAUUUGCUUCCGGUAUCAACCACAACUGGACGUUUUUCACUUCUUCCUAUUGUAACAAAAGUCCAGCAAUCCGUAUCAAUAGAAAAAGCAAGUGAGUUAUCACCUCUGAAAAGUAUCUGCAUGCAUAGCUCCAGUCCAAAUUUAUCUAACAGUACUAACAAUGUGCCAGUUACUAAAUCUGCAUCGUUUUAUGACCGUGUUACUGCUAUGAGUAGUAGUUGGUUUGGGGGGCAAUAAAUCUAAUUUUGUUAUUUAUAAAUAUUUGCAGUAUUAAGGCGAACUAAGGGAACUCUUAAAGAGAUCUUUGAUAUGGGAUGAACCAAAGAUUGGAAACAUGGAUUCUGAUAAAGGGCACUUUCUAAUGAUCCCAACAAUAAAAAAUCCAAAACAACGCAAUUGGAAAUAUUUACCCUUCAAGAUUGGUACCAAUCAGCCAUGGAGCAUUUUUAUGGUACUUAGCAUAUCUCUGCAAAUUGGAAAGAUCAAAAUUUUUUGUUUUAUGUGAGUGAUGACAGCCAUAUGAAUAAUUAACAGUCAAACCAACAUAAGAUUGGCAUGCUUGUUUUAGGAGUUAUAAGGUUGCUGAAGUAUGAAUCCAGGUGUACCAAAUCAAUUUUCACUCCUAAUUUAUGGAAAAGUUAUGCUAGGCCGAAUGUGACUAACACAUUGAAUUCACAACAAAAUGUUGUCCUAGGUCACCAAAUUUAAAAAUGUAUGCUUAGUUCAGUGAUGCACAAUAGGACAACAAAGUUGAUUAUUUGUAUGAUGUGUGCAUGGAGAAGAGUGGAGUGACCUCUAUAUCAAAGUCUCUAUUUCAGAAAUCACAAAACAUUCAGAUCUAAUAUUUUGUAGAUCAUAGUUCGAGACCAUAAGUUAUCUUACUGUGAAUUUUGAACAAACUUGGACAAGGGUUGAGUGCAGAGAUUUGUACUAUUGGCAUGGAAUGAUUCACUAAGAAAACCUUCAAUUUUUUUAAAAGUUAGUUUAGAAAGAAAAGAUGAUGUAAUAAGUUCUAUUAUAUUAAAACUUAAUUCAAGAUGACUAAAAAUGCAAAUACAUGUUUAUAUUUUUGUUAAAAUUAUGUGAAAUGUUACACUGGCUUUACAGCACUAUACCCAAUAAAGUUUAUUGGGCUUUCUUUUAAAAUCUGAUAUAUUAAUCUUUAUAGUA